Molecule: messenger RNA, 1251 nt
Organism: Oncorhynchus masou masou (cherry salmon)
Lineage: Eukaryota; Metazoa; Chordata; Actinopteri; Salmoniformes; Salmonidae
Gene: dtwd1
Product: DTW domain containing 1
Exons: 5
Coding region: 108-1100 (330 amino acids)
Biological process (GO): tRNA modification
Cellular component (GO): nucleus
Molecular function (GO): tRNA-uridine aminocarboxypropyltransferase activity
Source: RefSeq, a predicted model, not a curated record
GUGUAGAGCGAGUCCAUGCUUGCUCCGCUUCAGAGUACAUAUACAAUUGCUCUAAAUCAAUUGGAUCAAGUCUCAUUUUAAACAGCCACCUCCAGUCAGUCAGUGGGAUGUCCAGUUCGGAUGUGCUCGCCAGUCCCAGUGGUGUGGACGUGUCCUCCUCUCCCAAAUCACCACUGGCUAAAACCCAGCAACCUGACAAGGACUCCAAACCAGUAACCAAACAGAACCCUGUCCCUGCCUCCCCUCCCCUCCAUGGUCUGAAGCUGGCUCCCCACAGGGAGCUGGAGCAGGCGCAGCAGAGGGGCAGGCUGAAGUGUUCUAGCUGCGGAGGCUCCCGGAUGUUCUUCUGCUACACCUGCUGCUCUUUAGUGGGCGUCAGCCAGCAGGAAAUCCCCUCUGUCAAGCUCCCUAUAAAGAUUGACAUCAUCAAGCAUCCCAGUGAGGUUGAUGGGAAGAGCACAGCCAUACACGCCAAGAUCCUCGCCCCCGAUGAUGUCACCAUCUACACCUACCCCUGCAUACCUGAGUAUGAAGAUGACACAGACAAAGUAGUGCUGGUGUUCCCUGGUCCUGGAUCAGUCUCAGUGGAGGAGAUGACAUGGAGAUUACAGAACCUGGCUGUCAUGAAGUCAGCUGCCUCCCCAGAUGAGGAACCGUCCCCAAAGAGGCCCAGAGCCGAGGAGACGCCAGGGGCCACACAGCAGGCUGAGGGACACACAUCAGGAGCCACACACACAGAAGAGAGGGGAGGGGAAGCAGGGAUAGAGGGCCAGACUGAGACACCAGGGGCCUGUCCCCUCCAGAGAGUGGUGUUCAUCGACAGCACAUGGAACCAGACCACCAGAAUCAUCACAGAUGAGAGACUACAGGCGUUGCUCCGUGUGGAGCUGAAGACCCGGAAGACGUGUUUCUGGCGCCAUCAGAAAGGUUCUCCAGACACCUACCUGGCAACCAUAGAGGCUGUCUACUACUUCCUCAAGGACUACCAGGAGCUGUGUCUGAGACAGGAGUACACAGGACAGUACGACAACCUGAUGUACUUCUACUGUUACCUACACACACUGAUCAACAAGGCUAAGACAACCGCUGGGAGACGCUGAGGCUGCAGGGAGGAGAGAGAGGCCAAAACUACCGCUGAGAGACACAGAGACUGCAGGGAGGAGAGAGAGGCCAAAACUACCGCUGGGAGACACAGAGACUGCAGGGAGGAGAGAGAGGCCAAAACUACCGCUGGGAGACACAGAGACUGCA